This is a messenger RNA of Cyprinus carpio (common carp), 1212 nucleotides long. It is a transcript of the gene ssbp1, whose product is annotated as single-stranded DNA binding protein 1. Gene Ontology annotation, cellular component: mitochondrial nucleoid. Gene Ontology annotation, molecular function: single-stranded DNA binding. The record is from RefSeq and is a predicted model, not a curated record. NCBI's taxonomy places the organism in Eukaryota, Metazoa, Chordata, Actinopteri, Cypriniformes, Cyprinidae. Gene Ontology annotation, biological process: mitochondrial DNA replication; positive regulation of helicase activity.
AUUUUCCAAGCGCACCGGAAACAGCGUAGGGUUAUAGAGCAUCAAGAUCUUCUGAACUUGUAAGUCGAAGUUUAUCUUUGCGUUUGUCUUUUAAAUAAACUGCGAAGACGAUACUGAUUAUAAAUCAUCGGUGUAAAGCGCACAAUCACUAUUACACGCGUCUUCUAAACGUGACUAGUUGAUGUACGUUAAGUGAAUGGCGGGAGAUUAACGUGUUUCAUCAUUGGAUUUGCUAGUGAAUGAGCUGUCAGCAAACGUCUUGGGAUCCUCCACAGAGUAGAGAAGAUGUUGAGAAAUGCCUCUGCGCAGAUACUUAAACAGCUCGUCCGGCACAGGACUACAGAUGCAAAUCUGAUCCUGGAGAGAUCUAUUAACCGUGUGCAGCUGCUGGGGCGCGUGGGACAGGACCCCGUCAUGAGACAGGUGGAGGGCAGAAACCCCGUCACCAUCUUCUCCAUGGCAACAAACGAGAUGUGGCGGUCAGGGGAGGGAGAACCCAUGAGUACAGCAGGAGAUGUCAGCCAGAAAACAACAUGGCACAGAAUCUCAGUAUUCAAACCAGGCCUCAGAGACGUGGCGUAUCAGUAUGUAAAGAAAGGGUCUCGGAUUCUUGUGGAAGGAAAGCUUGACUAUGGAGAGUACACGGAUAAAAACAACGUCAGGCGACAGGCAACAACUAUUAUCGCAGAUAAUAUUGUGUUUUUAAGUGAAAAUCUGCGAGACCAGUAAUGAAGACACCUUCCCAGACUUUAGGAACCAAAAGAAGAUAUUUUAUAUAGUGUUACUGUGCUCACUGAUAUUAAACUCUGAGUAUCAUUCUGUCCAGUUUUAACAGUCAUACAUAGACAUACAGUAAGAAGUGAUGUUUGUAUGAUUGUGUCAUGCUGUCUUAUUUCUGACAGAGGGCGCUGACAGAUGCACUUUGACAUGAAACACUUUCCAGAGCCAUGAACUGGAUUAGACUCUCUUUAUAUAAGGGGAAAAAAAAGCUAAAUCCCCCCCAUUGACUUGUGAAAAAUAAAAGCAUCCUAUCUGAAGUUAUUUGUAACCAAAUCACUUCCAGUUUGUUGUAAUGUCAUGCUAAUGUUCUCAAAUAAAUGUAAUAGUUUGUCAGUAAAGGAUUUGUUUUGAAUACUUAUGUCUAUAUGAUGUGACGUAAAAUGUACAGGACUUGUAAUAAACCUUCUGGUUUCAGAAAUUUAGGUUUUGAAA